Messenger RNA from Nicotiana tabacum (common tobacco), 1040 nucleotides. RefSeq names its product vesicle-associated membrane protein 721-like. NCBI's taxonomy places the organism in Eukaryota, Viridiplantae, Streptophyta, Magnoliopsida, Solanales, Solanaceae. Gene Ontology annotation, cellular component: membrane. The record is from RefSeq and is a predicted model, not a curated record. Gene Ontology annotation, biological process: vesicle-mediated transport.
GUGGGGGUUUGCGCAAAAUCAAAUUUAUCUCCCUCUCUCUCUCUCUCUCUCUCUCUCUCUCUCUCUCUUUACAUUUUUCAGUUUUUGCUCUGUUCAAUUCGAAUAGCUAGGGUUUUUGUUAUGGGGCAACAAUCGUUGAUCUACAGUUUCGUUGCGAGAGGAACGGUGAUUUUGGCUGAGUAUACAGAGUUCACUGGGAAUUUCACAAGUAUAGCAUCGCAGUGCCUCCAGAAACUUCCUGCUUCCAAUAACAAAUUCACUUACAAUUGUGACGGCCAUACUUUCAACUACCUCGUUGAUAACGGCUUCACAUACUGUGUUGUAGCUGUGGAAUCUGUUGGCAGACAGGUCCCAAUUGCAUUUCUGGAGAGAGUGAAGGAUGAUUUCACCAAGAAAUAUGGUGGAGGCAAAGCUGCUACAGCUGUUGCUAACAGCUUGAACAGGGAGUUUGGGCCCAAAAUGAAGGAGCAGAUGCAAUACUGUAUUGAUCAUCCAGAGGAAAUCAGUAAGCUUGCGAAGGUGAAGGCCCAGGUUUCAGAAGUUAAAGGUGUGAUGAUGGAAAACAUUGAGAAGGUCCUGGAUCGUGGGGAGAAAAUUGAACUUCUGGUGGAUAAAACUGAGAAUCUUCGCUCACAGGCACAAGAUUUCAAGACACAAGGAACGAAAGUCAGGAGAAAGAUGUGGUUGCAGAACAUGAAAGUAAAGCUUAUAGUCCUGGCAAUCAUUGUUGCCUUGAUUCUGGUCAUAGUUCUUUCAAUAUGUCAUGGCUUCAAAUGUCAUUAAUUGGGGCUCUUUUUUCUUAUCAUGCCGGUUAUUGAACUCAAAAUUCUUAAUUUUUCUAGCAGUAGCCUGCCCGUUCUUUGUAAUUCGUGUCUUUUUUUUUUGGGUGAUACAUUUUGCUUUAUGCUUGUGGACGUAUGAUGAACAGUGCAUGUAUAGCUUGUCAUGCUGAAAACUGACUGUACUACCGAAAGCUUCUCCUUAGGAGCUCAUUAGGUCACACGAUUUUAACGUGAAUUAAACUUUUGAAAUAUCUGAAA